UCUCUCUCUCUCUCUCUCCCUCUCUCCCUGACAAGCUCUCUCUCUCUCUCUCUCUCUCUCUCUCUCUCUCUCCAUUUUCAGAAUGGUUUGAUCACACAUUGUGCAUAUAUCGAUUCACCGGAGAUGGGGAAGAAAGGGAGUGGUGGGUGGUUCUCGACGGUGAAGAAGAAAGUCUUCAAGUCUUCGUCCAAGGACUCCAAGAGAGACGGCAGCGAGAACAACAACAAUGGGGACAGGUGGCAGCAGCACGAAGCUCAAGAAGUCGUGUCGUUUGAGCAUUUUCCGGCGGAGAGUUCGCCGGAACUCUCCCACGACGUACAGAGCACCGCCUCAACUCCCGCUGCCGACGAACGCAAGCACGCCAUGGCGGGGGCCACCAUUGAUGACUAUGAAAUGCAGGCCAAACAUGGGCACCGUGUCAUGGUUGGGUUCAGGAAACAGGUGGAGGAAGAGGAAAACCGGUUGGAUGUGCAAAAUCGGAAUACCGGGGUUGUGUCCGACAGACAAAAUCCGAAGAAGCUGGCCGGAGUGAACCGGACCGGAAUAUACCAAAACUUUGGGAAGGAGAAAGAGAGGAGUGAAGGGAUGGCGAAGAGAGAGAGAGCCCUUGCCUAUGCCUACAGUUACCAGAGGCAAAAGCAAGGUUAUGACCAACCGACCACAAACACCAACACCGAGGGGAUUGGGCUAUCCAUCAAUGGGCCUGACAGGGCCCAAUGGGCCUGGAACUGGCUUGACCAUUGGAUGUCUUCCCAAUCAUACACCGGUCGGAACCUAGGCCCGGUCCCUUACAACCCUCCUCCGUACCCGAACUUUUCGGCAGCCUCCGCCACCACCAUCCCGACGGACAACGUAUCGGAGAAGACGGUCGAGAUGGACGUGAUGACGCCGGCGAGCUUCAAAGGCGACAUCAUGGAUAUGGUAGACCCCGAGUUUAUGUAUUUGGGCUCGAACCAACAAGCCCAAUACCAUAGAAAAAGCCCAGUCCAUGUACCAAGCUAUAUGGCCCAAACCGUUUCGGCAAAGGCCAAGGUACGAGGCCAUACACCAUCUAGCAAGCCUCAGCAUGUGCCUCAUUGGAACUUGUCGACCAAGGCCGGUUCGGGUUGCGAUUCUUCUAGUUCCGGUUAUACCAUUCCGAGGAGCCCCAAUCCGAAAGCCGAGACGAGGCGUAAACCGGUUAGCCCAACAUUGAGUCCGACCGGGGAAGGAUGGAGAACCGGAGGAGGGGUUGGGAGAAGGGGUCGGAGGCAUGAUUUGGGCUAAAACUCUUUUUAAUUUAGGGUUAAUAAUCCAAUAAAUUUGGUUUAUGUAUCUUACUUUGGGAACAUUUUUUGUUACCAUGGGAACUCGUACGUGGACUCUAUUAUUUAGUUUUGUGGUAUUGGUGUAAUAUAUUGUUGUAUAUGAUAUGAUAUGAUGUAUUUAAACCUA
This is a messenger RNA of Tarenaya hassleriana, 1434 nucleotides long. RefSeq lists its product as uncharacterized. The record is from RefSeq and is a predicted model, not a curated record. The coding region runs from base 124 to 1266 and encodes 380 amino acids. The transcript has 7 exons. NCBI's taxonomy places the organism in Eukaryota, Viridiplantae, Streptophyta, Magnoliopsida, Brassicales, Cleomaceae.